Messenger RNA from Phasianus colchicus (ring-necked pheasant), 4114 nucleotides. RefSeq names its product cysteine rich secretory protein LCCL domain containing 2 (gene CRISPLD2). The record is from RefSeq and is a predicted model, not a curated record. NCBI's taxonomy places the organism in Eukaryota, Metazoa, Chordata, Aves, Galliformes, Phasianidae. Gene Ontology annotation, cellular component: extracellular region.
AGGAAAGAAAAUGAGAGGGGAAGAGGGAAAAGGAGAGAAAAGGGGGGAAAAGAGGGAAAGAAAGCUGCCCCCCCACAUUCAACAAUCAACUUCCUGACAUUUCUGUGGCUUUUCUGCUCAUUUCUUCGUCUUGCUGACUGACGUUUUUAUUUGACCAUUGGCUGUGUAGCACAGGAUUUGAAGAUUCAAGUCUCGAGAUGCUUUCUCUUAUCACUGCUUUGCUCCAGCUGUGUUAUCUCACUGCACCCCUCAGUGCUGGAGCCAGACAUUGCAGGUCAGUACCAUGGUUUUGGGUCCAUUCCCCGUUCUUCACUUUGCUGCAGUCCUGGUAUUGCUGAGCUCAUAUUGGAAUAAGAAAUAAUGGGGAAUUUAGGUUGAAAACCAAGACAUGCUGUCUGCGUGUUCAAUUAGGGGCGAAUAGUGAAAUCUGUGUUUCUCCCUAUUCACUGGAUAUUACAUUAAAAGCAUCUUCUCCUAAUAUAUACUUAUAUACAGCCUGCUUUAUGUGGCUUUUACCACACAUGAAACCGAGAAGUUAUAAUCAAGGCCAUAAUAACGCUGAGAGAUUAAAGGUAUCUUCUGAUUGUUUUGGCUUUGGUUGAAUGUAGGACCUGAAAGUGCUGACUUGUAACAAAAUGGGACAAAUGAAAGCCUCGUUUAGAGCUGUGCUCAUCCCUGAAUGCUGCUGGGCAUGGGGAGACUGCAUGGGUGUAUGGUAGAAAAUACCCAAAACACCAAAUAUUUGCAUGGCGGCAGGGCUGAUGGAGAACUGACAUAGGAUGGGUGAGAACUGUCAAGGCCUCAGUUUGGGUUGGGAGAGGUUUGUGUUGGAUAUUAGGAACGAUUUCUUACCCUGGAAGAGCAGUGAUGCAGAAGCAUCUCAGGGAGUGAUGGUGUCACUGUCCAUGGAGGUGGGGAUGUGGCACUCAGGGAUGUGGGCAUGGUGGGGUGUGUUGGGCUUGGACUUGGUGAUAGCAGAGAUCUUUUUCAACCUUCAUGAUUGUAUGAAUAAUUUCCAAUAGGAACAUUUGUGGAGAUGACAAAAAACCGCAUUCCUGAGAGAGCUGGAAAUAAUUUGUGUGCUGUUACGUGAGAGGUUAAAUGAGCAACUCAACUUUCUGGCAAGCACGGUGAGAUGUACCUCCAGAGGCCGUGAGUCAGCACUGCUGGAGCAGCAAAAGAGCACCAGGAGGAUGCAGAGAUGUCAAAGCAAAGCUCUAUUUUGUCUUUAGAAUGGCCCACGGAUGGGACAGCAUCUCUCAACCUUACAGGAGCGAGCUGCCAAAAUGGCACCGAAUCAGCUGUGGGAAUGAUGGAGCACGUGCUGUCGGUUCAUAAUUUGUGCUGAAAUACUCUCAGUAAAUACAUUUGGGAGAGCAAGCAGCAGGGAUCUGGUGUUGUACUGAGUGGGGACACUGGGACAGGUGUGAGUGAUAUGGUACUGACAUGGUGAGUGGGCACAAUGGGGGGCGAUUGGUGAUCUCAGCAAUCCUUUCCAUCAGUGAUUCUAUGACCCAACUGCACUGUGGGUUAAAAGCCACAACCCAGUGCUGAAGAUCCCCAAGCGAUGAGAAUCUGCUGCUUCUGCACAAGUUCUUGGGACAGUGGUGCAUGAGAUUAAAUCAACAGAGGUGUCAUGGACGUGGCUCCAGGGGCAUCAUUUCGGGGGAGUUCUGCUUUGCUCACGUGAUAAUGAGCAGCUUUGACAAACAAUUGUGCUCAGUGGCAGAAUCUUGGAAGCCCACAAACUGUACAUCAAAUUGGCUGCUGUUUUGCAUAAAGAAAUAAUUUGUUGUUUAGAAGAAUGGAAGGACUCUACCCCCAAGAACCGUGCAGGAUGCUGUCAUGGUAGCAUCCCACCAUGGAGCAGCAGCAGCUGCUGCACGGAGUGCUGUGAUGCACUCAUGUAAUUACUCACGGUACCACUUUGUUUUUCCUGUUUGUCUGAUCAAAAGAAAAAAAAAAAAAAAGAAGAAGAAAAAAAAUAAGAUCUUUUGCUCAGUCAUUUCCUUUCACAGGCUAUAAAACCACGUUUCAACAGUGCAUGUGGGGCUGACACCGCAGGGAAGGAUCGUGCUGAGAGGCUGCGCUGGGCUCUUGGGGUGUCCUGCAGCAGAGGCUGAUUGCCAAACAGGAUGAUCCGGAGUUGUGUCCUCUUUGCCUGGAGAGCAUAAAUACCACUGGGGAGCUCUGCGAGACCGCAGUUGGUGCUCGCUGCUGAGCCGAGACCUCGCGUCCCUGCACCUCCCCGGGCUCCCUGCAUCCUUUCCUCCUCCUUGCUGAACGAUUGCAGCUAUAUAAUUUAUUUCCCACCAGCAAGCUUGGAGGAGCAGCUGCUUCCCGAGAAGUGCUCAGUGAGAUCUGUGCUGAGCCACUGGAGACCCUGAAAGGAAACUCUUCUGCUGCCUUCAUUCUAAUUCUGCCCGCUGUAGAGGAGCCAUGGAUCCUGCCCUGCCUUGGAUCCUGCCUCUUGGAUGUGUCCUGCUCCUGGCAAAUGCAGCCCACUGCUUUAUCUUGCCCAACUCGAGUCACCUGGAAAGCAUUUUGAGCAAAUACCAGGAUGGGGAAGCUCAUUCCAGAUCCAAGAGAGCCAUUUUGUUUUCAGACCGACAGGAGAUAUUGAUGCUCCACAAUAAAUUAAGAGGUCAAGUGUAUCCAUCAGCCUCCAAUAUGGAAUACAUGACCUGGGACGAUGAGCUGGAAAGAUCAGCCCACGCCUGGGCUCAGCAGUGCAUCUGGGACCAUGGGCCCAGUGCCCUCAUCAGGUCCAUUGGACAGAACCUGGCAGUUCACUGGGGCAGGUAUCGCUCUCCUGCUUUCCAUGUCCAAUCCUGGUAUGAUGAAGUCAAGGAUUACUCGUAUCCGUACCCACAUGAGUGCAACCCGUGGUGCCCAGAUAAAUGCACAGGCCCCAUGUGCACGCAUUACACUCAGAUAGUCUGGGCCACAACAAACAAGAUUGGCUGUGCCGUGAACGUCUGCAAGCAGAUGAAUGUCUGGGGAGAGAUCUGGGAGAACGCCGUCUACCUGGUCUGCAAUUACUCGCCCAAAGGCAACUGGAUUGGAGAAGCUCCAUACAAGAACGGCCGCCCCUGCUCUGAGUGCCCCCCCAGCUACGGGGGUGGCUGCCAGAACAACCUUUGCUACAAAGAUUAUCGUUAUGAAGACCCCUACAUCACCGAGACGGAUGAGACCAACGAAGUGGAGACCCCACAGCUCUCAGAGCACAAGCCUGUGUGGUUCCAUCCUCCAGAGAAUGAGCCCAGCAAAACCAUCAAGCCCAAGAAAACCACCUCCAACUCCUACAUGACACAAGUCAUUACCUGUGAGACCAAGAUGAGAGACAAAUGCAGAGGCUCAACAUGCAACAGGUAUCUGUGCCCAGCUGGCUGCUUGUACAGUAAGGGAAAGAUCUUUGGAACAUUUUAUUAUGAGAGUUCAUCAAGCAUAUGUCGGGCUGCAAUUCACUAUGGCAUCCUGGACAACAAGGGAGGACUGGUUGAUAUUACAAGGAAGGGGAGGACGCAGGUCUUUGUGAAGUCUACCAGGAACGGCGUGGAAUCUUUCAGGAAAAAUAAACCUUCCAACGCAUUCAUGGUUUCCAAAGUUGCAACACAGACACUGGAUUGCUAUGCCACAGUAGCUGAGCUGUGCCAGUUCAAAAAGCCUGCGACCCAUUGCCCAAGGAUUUAUUGUCCAGCCCACUGUAAAGACGAGCCAUCCUACUGGGCACCGGUGUUUGGCACAAACAUUUAUGCAGAUAGCUCCAGUAUCUGCAAAAGUGCAGUGCACGCAGGAGUCAUUGCAGAUGAAGAAGGUGGCUUUGUGGAUGUGAUGCCCGUAGAAAAGAAGAAAAGUUACGUCGGCUCCCUAAAGAAUGGAGUCCAGUCUGAGAGCUUGAGGAGUCCUUCAGAUGGAAAUGCUUUCCGAAUUUUUGCCGUGAAGCAGUAAAUUCCUAGGGAAGGUGCAAGUUUCUUCAGGAGAGCGCUCCGUUGAUCUCCAGAGACAGGAAGGCUCCUCUGAAAGCAUCAGCUCUGAACAUACCCUCCUUGCCAAUCUCUUUCAGGGAAUUAGAAAAGAAAAGAAAAAAAAAAAAAAGACAAAAAAAAAAAAA